This is a messenger RNA of Ochotona curzoniae (black-lipped pika), 764 nucleotides long. RefSeq names its product ribosomal protein S5 (gene RPS5). Gene Ontology annotation, cellular component: cytosolic small ribosomal subunit; ribosome. The transcript is spliced from 6 exons. Bases 104 to 718 code for a protein of 204 amino acids. Gene Ontology annotation, biological process: ribosomal small subunit assembly; translation. NCBI's taxonomy places the organism in Eukaryota, Metazoa, Chordata, Mammalia, Lagomorpha, Ochotonidae. The record is from RefSeq and is a predicted model, not a curated record. Gene Ontology annotation, molecular function: structural constituent of ribosome; mRNA binding; rRNA binding.
UUUAAAAGCGUCGGACCGCGACGCGCGGCCUCUUCCUGUCCGGACCAGGGCAGCGCGUGGUUCCGAGCGAACGAGCGGUCUAUCCGCCGGCUGCAGCACCAGGAUGACCGAGUGGGAGACAGCUGCACCUGCGGUGGCAGAAACCCCGGAUAUCAAGCUCUUCGGGAAGUGGAGCACUGACGACGUGCAGAUAAAUGAUAUUUCCUUGCAGGAUUACAUUGCAGUAAAGGAGAAGUACGCCAAGUAUCUGCCACACAGUGCAGGCCGCUAUGCUGCCAAGCGCUUCCGCAAAGCCCAGUGCCCCAUCGUGGAGCGCCUCACCAACUCCAUGAUGAUGCACGGCCGCAACAAUGGCAAGAAGCUCAUGACCGUGCGUAUCGUCAAGCACGCCUUCGAGAUCAUUCACCUGCUGACUGGGGAGAACCCUCUGCAGGUCUUGGUGAACGCCAUCAUCAAUAGUGGCCCCCGAGAGGACUCCACGCGCAUCGGGCGAGCUGGAACUGUGAGGCGGCAGGCUGUGGAUGUGUCCCCGCUGCGCCGUGUUAAUCAGGCCAUCUGGCUGCUGUGCACAGGUGCUCGAGAAGCUGCCUUCCGAAACAUCAAAACCAUUGCUGAGUGCCUGGCGGACGAGCUCAUCAAUGCGGCUAAGGGUUCCUCCAACUCCUAUGCCAUCAAGAAGAAGGACGAGCUGGAGCGUGUGGCCAAGUCAAACCGCUGAUUUCCCAGGCACUGCCCAAUAAAACUGUCUUUGGGGGUGACCCCCA